AUGUUGUGGUUCUGCAUUUUCUUAGCUCUCCCCAUUCUCUCAUUUCUCUUUCACAGAUGUAUAACAACAGUUGGUAACACUCCCAUUCACGCACCUCCUUCAUAUCCAAUCAUAGGUUGCCUUAUCUCUUUUUACACAAAUCGCCACCGGCUUCUAGAUUUCUACACUCACCACCUCUCUCAAUCUCCAACUCAAACCAUCCUCCUCAAGCGUCUCAGCGCUCGCCGAACCAUCUUAACUGCCAACCCUCUCAAUGUUGAGUACAUGCUUAAAACCAAUUUCAAAAACUACCCUAAAGGAAAACCCUUCACUGAAGUCCUCGGCGACCUCCUAGGUGGCGGCAUAUUCAACGUAGACGGAAAGUUAUGGUCAGAUCAGCGCAAACUAGUCAGCCAUCAAUUCACCACGAGAUCUCUCAAAGAUUUCGUUGCAAAGACUCUUGAAGAUGAAGUUCAACAUAGACUUAUUCCAUUGCUUGAAUUGGCAUCUAACAGUAACCUUGUAAUUGACAUGCAGGAUAUUUUGACGAGACUCACCUUUGAAAUAGUAUGUAAAGUUUCACUUGGCUAUGAUCCUUGUUGUUUAGAUUUAUCUAAACACGUGCCACCUCUUUUGUCCGCGUUCGACAAAGCUUCCGAGAUAAGCGCAAUGCGUGCAACUUUACCAGUUCCUUUGAUUUGGAAGAUCAAGAGGAUGCUUAAUGUUGGAUCGGAGAAAUCACUUAGAGAAUGUGUUAAAACGGUUCAUGAAUCGUUGAUGGAGAUAAUAAGAAAGAAGAAGAAGAUGAAAGAAAUUAAUGAGAAGAAAUAUGUUAGUGGGAGUGAUUUGUUGACAAAGUUGUUGGAGGCAGGGCAUGAUGAAAUCACGGUGAGAGAUAUUGUUAUUAGUAUCGUCGUGGCAGGGAGAGAUACUACAUCGGCGGCGAUGACAUGGUUCUUUUGGUUAUUAACAAGGAAUCGUAGCAAAGAGGAAGUGAUAGUGAAAGGAGUGAGGGAAAUAUUUGGAGAAAAAAAUAAGAAGAAUGAGUUUGAGUUGAUAAGGUCUUUUGAUUAUGAUGAUUUGAAAGAGAUGAAGUAUUUGAAAGCUUGUUUGUGUGAGUCAAUGAGGUUAUAUCCGCCAGUGGCGUGGGAUUCGAAGCAUGCCGCGACGGAUGAUGUUUUGCCAGAUGGAGCUAGGGUUGGGAAAGGAGAUAGGGUGAUUUAUUUUCCUUAUGGGACGGGGAGGAUGGAGGCUUUAUGGGGAAAAGAUUGGAAUGAGUUUAAACCAGACCGGUGGUUUGAUGAACCGAUCGGAGAAGGGAAUAAUAAUGUGGUUUUGAAACAUGUGAGUCCUUAUAAGUUUGCGGUUUUUCAAGCUGGUCCGAGAAUAUGUCUUGGGAAAGAAAUGGCUUUUAUUCAAAUGGAGUAUGUUGCUGCUUCAAUUCUCAACCAGUUUGAAAUUAGGCCUGUGUUAGAUCAUCAACCAGUGUUUGUACCUCAUCUUACUGCUCAUAUGGAUGGUGGGUUCAAAGUGAACGUCCAUAAGAGAGUUUAA
Vicia faba (fava bean) is the source of this 1533-nucleotide messenger RNA. Lineage: Eukaryota; Viridiplantae; Streptophyta; Magnoliopsida; Fabales; Fabaceae. The record is from the annotation of a GenBank genome assembly.